Messenger RNA from Epinephelus fuscoguttatus (brown-marbled grouper), 4744 nucleotides. It is a transcript of the gene ovch1, whose product is annotated as ovochymase 1. Gene Ontology annotation, biological process: proteolysis. NCBI's taxonomy places the organism in Eukaryota, Metazoa, Chordata, Actinopteri, Perciformes, Serranidae. Gene Ontology annotation, molecular function: serine-type endopeptidase activity. The record is from RefSeq and is a predicted model, not a curated record. The coding region runs from base 2020 to 3708 and encodes 562 amino acids. The transcript has 14 exons.
UCAAAUUAAAAGCCCCUUAUAACCUCGGCUGAGAGAAUCCCUCCAUUUUCUAAAUAGGCUUUUAUUCUGAAACAUUUGUCAGAACUUCCUGUGGAAGAUACAGUAGCUUGACAGUUUACGUAUGGCACUUCAAAUGUAGCUCCUGCCAUCUGCUGACGCUUUUAGGUGACUACAACAACAUGUCGGCUGGCACAUGAACACACACAGUGACUCAAAUAAUAGUAAAGUAAUAAAAAUAGGACAAGAAUAACCCAAUGACAUCACACACGCCGUGAAAGAUGACCGGGGAUAAUUGGUGAGUACCAGCGUGUAGCGUGUACCAGGCAUAAUGCAAGUCCUGAGUCUGAAAUAUGUCUGUCAGCGAGUCCUACUCCACCUGUUUAGACUCCACCGUAGACAACGGCAGCAUUUCUCCGACCACGUAGCGAGCCACAAGCUUCAUGACUUCUUUCAGACUGACAGGUUUAACGUUAUCUCCGUUAUUAGAACCAAACAACAGCCGUUGCUGUUUCGGAGCUGAAGGAGCAGCAUCCUAAAAGUAACGGAAGUAACUGAUGUCUUGUUUGAAAAUGUACUCAAGAAUUUGAUUACUCAAACAGCAAACUAAUACGUUAGGUUACUCGUUACUGCGUUACUUAAUAACACGUUAUACCCAACUCUGGUGCUGUGACAGAACAUCAGAGAUGGUAAAUCAGCUGUUCAGUGAGAAUAGAAAACAUUCAUCAGCUGUUUCCCUCUGGGCUCAUCAUGCUCUGUACAGACCGGACCUGUCCACCUCCUGCUGUGACACCUUCACUGACCACGCUGACACACCCACAGGAAAACUCUGUGUUUCACCAGCUUCCUGUUAAAACAACAUAACACAUCCUUCCUCACUGGCGGACUGACAGACUGUGUCUCCGCCCCACGUGUAACAGCAGCCUGGAUCAAACCUGCUCAGGGCAGAAGCUGGGAAAUAAAUCUGGUCUCUUCCUGACAGAAAUCUGCUGUUUACAAAGUUCAAGAGACAUCCUUUGAACUUGUUCAUGGCUGUCACUCUGUCAGGUUCAGUAAAGACACUGAGACCAUGUGCACCCAGAGACCGUGUCCCAUCUGGUCUGGACCUAUGAACAUCAUCAUCAUCAUUACAGGCCGGUUUCAUGACUGUCACAGUUUUAAAAAGCUCCUCCCGCCCUUCACUGAGACACAAACUGCUGAGUGACCGUCAGGAUGGAUUCAGCACCAACACAUGAACUGACAGAAGAAAUAAACAGCUUGAAUAAGAAUCAGUUGUCAACAUGAACAUUCAUAGACUUACAAAAAGCCUUUGACAUGACUGAUCACAUUAAAAUCAGGCAUCAGUUUGUUCAGAUGGGUGAAUUUAAGUCAUCAUGUGGUCACAUUACCUGUGGUGUCCCCCAGGGGUCAGUACUGGGGCCAUGACUGUUUCUGUUAUAUAUUAAUGACCUGUGUGUCGGGUUACACAAACGCUGAAGUUUGUGUUAUUUGUGGUUGAUACUGAUAUUUAAUGUUCCUGAGAGGACUGACAGCUGCUUCUGACACAGAUCACAACAGACAUCAACAAACUGUCACUGAAUCUGACAAAAACAAAAUAAUGUCAUUAAAAAAAAAAAGUGUGUAGGUAUGUGCAGUUCGGGAUCACAUUCAGCCAAAGCUGUCAGGGAGCAGUGCAUCAUGGGAAAAUCCAGACUCACACUGGACCAUAGAUCACUGUGAUCAUCUACUGCUCCUGUUAGAACAAGAGAUAAUUUACUUCUGAGCAACAUUAAAAACGGUCGAGAUGUCAUUUAAAUAUUAAAUCUAAAAACACAGAGUGCUGGUGCAGCUCUGCUGAGACGAGAGGUUUUAUUUUGCAGCCUCAGAGUGUGGCUGAUGUUUGAACUCUGAGCUCACUGUGAAACCUUGAUGAUGAGCUGCAGGUGUGUGUGUGUGUGAGAUCACACACAGGUGAGACUCGUCAGAGCUCCACCUCAGGUGAGAUCAGGUGAGCGUGAUGAUGAUGAAGAUGAUGAGUGAGUCAUGAUGCUGCUGCUGUCUGUCAUGUGUCUGCUGCUCUCAGACGUGACGUCAAAUCAUCUGAAUGUGACAGUGAAUGAAACUCUGCAGGGACAUGAGACGUUCUCUGGACUCUUUGGAUUCACAGAGCUGUCGGGGGUUCGUCCCUUCAGUCCGGAGCAGGAGCUGGAGUCCAGGAUCAUCGGGGGUCAGGAGGCCUGGGCUCACUCGUGGCCCUGGCAGGUGUCUCUUUGCUUCGCGUCCAUGCCAGCCUGCGGAGGAGCCGUCAUCGGCCCCAUGUGGGUCGUCUCUGCCGCUCACUGCUUCAAGAGGUACAACAAAGCUUCCUUCUGGACGGUCCUGGCUGGAAAACACGACCUGGAUAAUCCUCACGAGCCGGGACAACAGCUGGUUGGAGUCGCCAUGAUCAUCAACCAUCACGGCUACAACACUCGCACCAAAGAGAGAGACAUGGCGCUGCUGAAGCUGCAGCAGCCGCUCGUCUUCAACCAGUUUGUCAGACCCAUCAACAUCUGGCUGACCCCACUGCCGCCAUUCAAGAAGUGCACCAUCACUGGCUGGGGCUCCACCCGAGAGAAUGGAGCUCGAGUGAACAGACUGCAGGAGGUCAACGUCACCAUCCUGCCCCUUGAUGUCUGUAACCACUACUACCGCGGCAGGAUGAGACCCUCCAUGUUCUGUGCUGGGAGGGAAGAAGGAGGAGCUGAUGCGUGCCAGGGGGACUCUGGAGGUCCUCUGUCCUGCUUCACCGGCAGCAGGUACGAGCUGGCAGGUUUGGUGAGUUGGGGGAUCGGCUGUGGACGAGCCAGGCGACCAGGAGUCUACGCCAGACUCCAGCUACAAAUUCAGUGGAUGUCUGACAUCAUGAGUGAUCCAGGUAUCAUGUAUACUGAUGAAAUCACAGCUGAAGAGGACAGGUGUGGGAAGCAGCAGCAGAGGUCCAGCUGUCAGACGCCUCCAGGCCUCGCUGCUCUCUCAGUGUCCCAGGACGGUGACGUGUCUGUGGGGAACUUAGCAGAGUCCUGCCCCUUCUUCUGGCCCUGGCAGGUCAGCCUGCAGUCCAACGGACGCCACUACUGCAGUGGAGCACUGAUCCACCGCCGCUGGGUCCUCACCGCACAGCACUGCGGUGCCAGAGCUAAAGAGGACGUGGUGGUUCUGGGAGCUCAUGACCUCCGCUUCUCAUCGUCUCAAACCGUCCCUGUGGACGAGGUCUUCAACCUGCCGCAGGACGGCAGUUUCCCCCCGAAAUCUGACCUGUCGCUGCUCCGCCUCAGCGUGCCCGCCAGAUUCAGCUCUGACGUGUCUCCAGUUUGUGUCCCUGAUGAAGACGAGGAGCUCGAUGACAGCUGGUCCUGUGUCACGACAGGCUGGGGAACCCCGAGAGCAACAGCGGAUGUUGAUCCGGAGCGGCUGCAUCACGUCACGCUGACUCUGGUGAACCAGACGAGCUGCAGGGAGAAAUGGGGAGGAGGACUCAUCACUGACUCCCACAUCUGUACACAUCCUGCAGGCUCCGCCUCCUGCAUGGGCGACUCUGGAGCGCCGCUGCUGUGUCGGAAACGUGGUGCCUACUUCCUGUUUGGCGUGGUGACGUGGGGCAGCAGGCGGUGUGAUGCAGACAAACCGGCUAUCUUCUCCAGAGUAUCUGAUUACCACUCGUGGAUUACUGAGCUGACUGAAGACAUCUGAACGUUUGUGUUGGAGAAUAAACUCUUUUAACUGGAAGCUGUUUGUCGUCUUUAAACUGACGGAGACUCAACGUUCACUCAUCAGCUUCUCUGGAGCUUUUAACCACAUCACAUCAUCUUCAUCAGACAGCUGUGGAUUUGAUUAUGACAUUAGUAUUAAAAUAUAAGCUCUGGAGAAGGAGAGUGAACUUUGAGUUAGGAGGGAAAAGUGUUCAGAUUAUUUUUGGUUUGUUUCUGGCUCAGACUGAGUGUGCGUUCACUCCAGUCCUGUUCGGUUCGCCUGUGCAGGUGUGAACACACCAAAGCAACCGGACCGAGACCUUCUUGAAGAGGUGGUCUCAGUCCGGUUCCAAAGGAACUCUGGUGCAGUUGGUUUGUGGUGAGAAGGUGUUGCGACCUGGAUGUGAAGCAACUGCAGUCACAUGACACAUUGUUUGGGUUAAACAUGAGCAUGUUACAGUCCUGGAGGAUUAUUAAUGUGCACCUCCUCCUGUACUGCCUUAAUAUGCACAUUCAGCACAUCCAAUGCAUCAAAACAUUGUUUUCUAGUUGGAGCCGCGUUUGCCUCGUUUUCAAACUGUAUGCUUUGACUAAAAUGAACAAUGACAGCAAUAUAGUCCACGAUGAGCAGCGCUAAAAUCAACCUGCGUAGUUGUCCCUCCAUUGUGACAUUAGAAAGUGUCACAUUUAUCUUGCAAGUGUACUCUUCUUCAACGUUUGCUUUACUUCCUGGAUUUUUCCCACAUGGAAAUUCUGACCAAUCAAGAGCAGCUUUCUCACACAAGGCAUUUGAUCUGGUCCUCUUGUAAAUGCUGCCGUGAGAACACCAACCAACUCUAGGCAAUUAUACAACUUUGGAACAACAUGAGUCCCUGAUUCAGACCAGAGGAGACCACUCUAGGGCUGACAGCAGCCUGAAGUAUUGUUGGUGCACUUUUACUUAAAAAAAAAAAUUCUUUAAGACAAAAACACUGACAGAAGUAAAAAUAUUCUCAUGGUCAAAUUAAUAAACUCAAUUCUGUUUGGUUUUGGCUCAU